CCUGUGGUGGUGUGAAAGAAGCUGAAAGAGGAAUUAUUUCAAGUCCAAACUACCCACACCCUUACAAUAGUUCUAGUCAUUGUUCCUGGCUCUUGAUAGCACCAGAGGGACAUACCAUCAAUCUUACUUUUGUUGCCUUCAAGAUGGAAGCACAAAGAAAUUGCAUGAGGACCUCAGUCACCAUCCUGAAUGGUGGAUCUCCUACUUCCCCUGUCAUAGGACAAUAUUGUGGAACUAAAUCCCCAGGCACCAUUCAGUCUGGUUCAAAUAAGAUGUUAAUACAUUUCCAUUCUAGCCGCUCUAGGCAAGGAGAUGGUUUCAAUGCCACAUGGACUGCAGAUUCUUUAGGAUGUGGUGGCAUACUUCAUAUAGAAAAUGGUACUAUAAAUUCUCCACAUUGGCCACAAAACUUCCCCAAUAAUAUUAGGUGCUUAUGGACAAUAAUUACCCAUGACAGCAAACACUUUGAGAUAACCUUUGAUCAGAAUUUCCAGAUUCCAGAUAAUAAUGGACAUUGCCAGGACAGUUAUGUGAAGGUAUUAAGAGGAAGGGAUAAAGAACAGGAAGACGCCAUAUUAGCUGUUGGGUGUGGAAACUCAGCUCCAGGGCCUAUAGUUGCUCCAGGAAAUGUGAUGACCAUAGUGUUUCAGUCACAAGGCAUUUCCGGACGUGGCUUUUCUGUAUCGUUUAUAAGCAGUUGUGGGGCAAAUCUGACGGCAUCAUCUGGUCGCAUUGUUUCUCCUAAUUUCCCUGGCCAGUAUGACAACAACUUGAACUGCAAUUAUUUUAUAGAGGCAGAAUCCCAGGAUGUUGUAAUCCUAAACUUUGAAAAUUUUGAUCUGCAGUCUCACAAUGCUUUUGAAUUUUGUGCUUUUGAUGGAGUGAAGAUCUUCAAAGGGAGCGCAGUUAAUCAAUAUCCUGUUGAGACACUUUGUGGAAAUGAAAUCCCUAAUCCUAUCAGCAUCGUUGGAUCUGCCCUGCUGAAUUUCUACACAGACUCCCAUACUGUCGGCACUGGAUUUUUGGUCACCUAUAGAGUAAUCUCUUGUGGUGGUGCUUUUAAUGUCUCCAGGGGCAAAAUCAAGAGCCCUACACAUUCAUUCACCGAGUAUCAUCACAAUAUGAACUGUUCAUACUACAUAACUGUUGGAAAUAACAAAAUAGUGGCACUCAAAUUCAACAGCUUUCACCUUGAGGUCUCUUCAUCUUGUCUCAAAGACUACGUUGCAGUGUAUGAUGGGCCAAGCAUUGCUUCUCCACUACUUGGGAAAUUCUGUGGUACAAUCCUUCCUUCUCCAAUCAAGAGUUCCUCAAACAGCUUGCUCCUAGUAUUUAGAACAGAUGCCUUUGGAGCUGCCAAUGGAUGGGAAGCAUCUUUCAGAGAGACAAUAGGUCCUCAGCAAGGGUGCGGUGGUUACUUGACCCAUGCAAGUCAUAACUUUGGCUCUCCAGAUUCCAACAAGGAUGGGAAAUACGAUAAAAAUGUAGAAUGUGUGUGGGUUUUAGUUGCACCUAUAAACAAGCUGAUCAAUCUCACCUUUGACACUUUUGAACUAGAAGCAGCAGCAUCUUUUCAAAAUUGCCAAUAUGAUUAUGUCAAGCUAUAUGAUGGUAGUAAUGAAGAUGCCACUUUAGUUGGAACAUUCUGUGGCUCCAGUCGUCCACCUUAUUUUCUUUCUACUGACAACUUCUUGACUGUUAAGUUUGUCACUGAUACAUCUUUAGAAAGAGCAGGUUUCACUGCUACCCACACUACUGUCGAUAGAUUGUGUGGGGGUAUCUAUAAUGCCACUGCUGCCAUACAAACAGUAUCAUCACCCUAUUUUCCAAAUGUAUAUCCACCAUUUACAUUCUGCAAAUGGGUAAUUGAUGCCCCUCCUGAGCAACAGGUCAAGCUAGUAGUCCUGAAAUUCCACCUUCAGCCCAGCCAAGAUUGCUCUCAGAAUUACCUAGAGUUCCAGGACUCGCCACUGGGUGGUCAAGGACAUGCUGAUCGUGUCCACCGGUUCUGCGGUUCUGAGAACUUUACAGUCCUGGAUUUUUAUUCAUACAGGCGAACUGCCAUUGUAAUUUUUAGAUCAGAUACUUAUAUGAUUAAUAAUGGACUCCACUUCUCCUAUCAAGCUUCAGGUUGCAACAGAGAAUAUAAUCAGUCAUUUGGUUAUUUGAAAAGUCCUGGCUGGCCUGACCGAUAUCCACGCAACUUGGAUUGUACAAUUAUUCUACGAUCCCCAAUAAAUCAUACCAUCUCUCUCUUUUUCAGUUCCUUUAAUUUAGAGGAAAUUGGGUGUCAAAAUGACUACUUAGAGGUCAGAAAUGGUAGUGAUACAAGCUCACCACUGUUUGGCAAAUAUUGUGGAAAUACUUUACCCAAUCCUAUAUUUCCUAAAAACCAUGUUGUAUAUCUACACUUCAAAAGUGAUGUCCUACUUUCCUAUGAAGGAUAUGAAAUUACUUGGACUUCAUCACCAACUGCCUGUGGUGGUAUCUUAUAUGGCGAGUCGGGUUCAGUAGCCAGUCCAGAAUACCCAGCUUCUUACCAGAAUCAGACUGAUUGCGAAUGGACAAUUAAAGCUCCGAAAGGAAGGAUCGUUACUGUUCAUUUUACUCUUAUCAGCAUUGAUGAUCCUGGCAACUGUAUUAGCAACUACCUGAAACUCUAUAACGGACCUGACAGUAGUUAUCCAUCCAUUGGACCAUACUGUGGAUUGGACACAAACAUUGCUCCAUUUACAGCAACAUCAAAUCAAGUAUUCAUCAAAUUCCAUGCAGAUUUUGUAACUCAUCCAUCAGGAUUUAGGCUGACCUGGACCAGCUGACAUAAUUCUCCCAUGGAAACACUCAGCACUUUCUGUUCUGAAGAGACUUCCCAGAAUACGAGUUUGUUCAUGUUAAUAAAAAAAUGA
Molecule: messenger RNA, 2906 nt
Organism: Python bivittatus (Burmese python)
Lineage: Eukaryota; Metazoa; Chordata; Lepidosauria; Squamata; Pythonidae
Source: RefSeq, a predicted model, not a curated record